Molecule: messenger RNA, 4523 nt
Organism: Thlaspi arvense
Lineage: Eukaryota; Viridiplantae; Streptophyta; Magnoliopsida; Brassicales; Brassicaceae
Source: the annotation of a GenBank genome assembly
GCUUAAUCUCUAAACUCACCAUGAUUAAGAACAUAAGCAAUAUGAAGAAUUAUAACGAGAAACGUGGAAGAUGUUGUGAGUACAUUGAAGCUCUUGAAGAAGAACGCCGCAAGAUCAAUGUCUUCCAACGCGAGCUUCCUCUUUGCUUAGAGCUGGUCACUCAAGCAAUCGAGGCAUAUAAGAAGGAGAUAUCAGGGACGACGAUGGAGAAUGUGUACGGACAGUCGGAGUGCUCGGAGCAAACCACCGGAGAAUGUGGGGCUAUCUUGGAUCUAUUCGUACCAAUCAAACACUCUCCAACCUCCAUAGAAGGGGAAGAAGAAGAGGUUGAUGAACACGACGACGACGAUGAUGAUGAUGAUGAUGAUGAACAUGAAUCUCAUGAAACCGACAUAGAUUUCGAUGACAAGAACAUGAAAUCUGAAUGGCUCAAGUCUGUGCAGCUCUGGAACCAACCCGACGCAGUUCCUUCUAAGAAACUGGAACGCUCACAACAGGAGUCAGGAACGGUGGUAGAAGCGAUCAAAGGGAAUGACAACAGAGCAGCGUCUCAUCGGCUGCCAUGUUAUAAAACGAGCAACGGGGAAAACGACGACACAAAAUCUCUGGCGACUAUUAGCGGCGGAAGCGGUCCACAAAAGAAGGAAGCGGAGAAAAACAUCGGUGGAAGCAGCAGCGGAAGAGGGCGUAGAAAGCAGAGGCGGUGUUGGUCGCAGGAGUUACACAAACGCUUCUUAAACGUUCUCAAACAGCUUGGUGGCCCUCACGUAGCUACGCCGAAACAGAUAAGAGAGCUAAUGAAGGUUGAUGGAUUAACAAAUGAUGAAGUCAAAAGUCAUUUACAGAAAUACAGGCUGCAUACAAAACGACCUAGCCAAACAAUUUCUAACAACAUAAACUCUCAAACGCAACAUUUCGUGGUCGUCGGUGGCAUAUGGGUCCCACAGGCUAGCCACUCCACGGCCAACGCCGUAGCAUCGGGUGAGACCAGCACUGGGAUUUACGGUCCUAUGGUCAGUGCGUUGCCGUCGGAGUGGCCGAGCCAUUCCAAUUUUUGCCGGACGAUUUCGGAAGAAAGAUCAAGAUGCUCUAACAAAGGAAUUCUUCGGUGUAGCUCACCAGCAAUGUCUUCUUCUACUCGUACAAAGACUAAAUAUGCAAAAUAUCAUAAUUUUUGUAAAAAGUAUUAUUGAUUAAUAAUCAAGUUAAAAAAAGUUAUACACAUUGAUGAUUUUUUUGAUGAAAGGGUUUAUAUUACUAAUACAUAGGAUACUAUAAUUUCUACAAUAUAUUUUCACAUUGUUGCUAUCAUAUAUGAAAAUCAAAGGUUCAUAUUAAAUUUUGAAUCACCAGCUGUGCAAUUCUAAAUUAUUAAGUUGGUGCAUUUUGUUUAGCGAAUAUAUUUGACCACGUUAGUCUAAACAUUUACAGAUGGAAUCCAUCAAAACCGGUUAUAUGAAAUUAAAAUAUAAACCAUCUUCUUAAUUCCUACAUAUAUAUUAAAUCUUUCUAAACCUCAGAGUCAUACAAAGAAACGAAAUUAUUGAUAUUAACAUAUGUUUAGAAAUAUUCAUAUUUAAAGGGUUAACUCUGAAUAUUGGAGGAGAUUAUCGACUUUAAGACCGAAAACUUUUACAAUUAAUUCAAAAGAAACAUAUCUUUAGGAAACUUUAGCCACCACAACUAUACUAAUUUCUUCCUUAAUAUAUGUGUUGUCGGCCACGUUUAUGCAUACUAAUAAAGUUAUAAGAUACAGAAGACAUUAGAGAAAAUAUACUAUGUCUUGAGAAAAAGAAGAAAAUAUACUAUAUCUCGUUAGCCGGAAGUAUAUGGGCUUAUUCAUGGGAAGAAUAUGCUGGAAUCUGAAGAGCAUAGUUUGCAAAUUUUCUAUAAAGAAAAUACACACUACUUUUUUAGUUAUAACUUUAUUCACUUGUUGCUAGAUUAAUAUUAAGACAAUUGUGCACGUUGGGCUCCUAUUCGUAGAGUGUAUUAUUCUUUAUUUGUUACCUUUAGUUUUGUAAUGCUGUUCAAUUGUUAUCUAUGACCCCGUAAAUCUUAAAUCGAAAUCAAGAUUUAAUCUGAAAACAUGUUUUUUUUUUUUUUUUUUUUUUUUCAACAAAGACAUUUUAUAUCAUACUUAUUCUCCAUCAAUAGAGAAAAUGUUUACAAAAUGCAAAAACAAAGCCAAAUGGGCGAAAGAAACCGAUGCAACAACAGCAUAUCGGAAAGCUAACAUAAGAGAGAUAGAGGCAGACACAACACUUAACACACUAAGACCAACCCCAAUGGUAACACCAAGAGAUCUAAUAAAUGUUCUUAAGAAUAUAAUUGAAUAAAAAAAUUAUAAAGAGUGUCUUAACUUUUAGACCAGUGUCUAAAUUAGGAUCUUUAUUCUUAUUUAAGAACGAACACGUGGCAGAUUAUAAGUGGAUAGGGAAAAUUGACAAAAAAAUAUUUCAUUUUUAUUUUUCGUUUCUGUCUUCCUCUUUCUCUCUAACUGAUUCAGUUCGGUUCGGUUUGCUGAAUCGAACGGUUACCCAAAAUUUUUUUUUAUUAAGAAAAACAAAUUAUACCAAAAUAUAUCAAAUUAUACCGAAUCGAAUAUUCAAACUAUCCGAAAAUAUCCGAAAUAAUCCGAAUCUAUCCGAAAUUAACCGAAUUUAACCUAAUUUAAAAAAAAAAAUUAAAAGUUUGGAUAGUUUCAGAUAAGAAACUUCGGUUAUUUUCGGUAGAAUUUCAGUAAUACAAACUAUCUGAUUAUCCAAAUUAUCCGAUUUAAAUUAUCCGAAGUAUCCGAAAUCUCAUGCCUAGCAACAAGCACUAGAAUUCUAAAGGAGAAGGCUUUUCAGCAAGCAUUGAAUUGCAUUUCUAUAAUUUAUAUGUUUAUAUGUAUUACCUUUGUGAAAAUAUAUUAUGAUUUAAAAUUUGUUAAAAUAAAUUUUACAUAAAUUUAUUAAUUUUUUUUUUAAGACACUCAUCAAAGUGUCUCCAUUGUAUGCUUAAAAACAACAAAAUUCUACUAAGUGUCUUAUAUAUAUAAAGUACACAAAAUAUUAAUAAUUAAUCAUUAAGACCUUUUAUAGUGGUGUUACCAUUGGGGUUGCUCUAAAAAGAUGGAAGAAGUCCUCUAAACUCAGUACCAUUAGUGUUAAAAAGUGAGGUGCAGCGAUAGAGCUUAGAAAGCAUGGCUAGCGAUACCACAUGUGAAACCUGAAUCCUGGAGCGCCAAGGGAAGAGCAAAGGCUUCGCGAAACAUGAGCUGUAGAGGUGAAUGGGAGUUGUUGAUGAGACUGGACCGAAACAUAGUGAGGUCCACUAAACCAUCAGCAAAAUAAUACUGGAGGAAACCGAUUAGAUCAUCCUCACAAUAGCCAAAACUCUUGAUUCCAUCCUCUGCUAAACCUGAAAAGACAGGUAAAUAUAGCAAAGACCCAAUAGUUCGAAAUGAACACAGUGGGGAAGUUUGAAAAUCAUCCUCAUCCUGAGAUAAAAGAUAGCUUAGAGACAACCUAAAAUCCUCAUACUGAGGUAACGUAAACCACUUAUGGAAGAAGUCGAAGUCUGAUAGGAGCCAAAAACCAGAAAUAAGUAACUUGUUCCAAGGGGUAGCAAAUACAUAACCUUUCGAAGCAAGGAGGGUGGAGGGCUUAUCUGGCGGGUCUGGUGGGACAGGAAGGGCCAGAGGGUCUGGAGGAGCGAAAAUCCUGAGCAGGUAUGGGGGAACCUUCGUCCUCGACAAGUCUGGAUUUGGCGGAGACAGAACAAAGGGGUCACCACACACAACGACCAAGAGCUCUGGAAACAUCUUUCUCGGCGGCGGAUCUGGCGUCUGCGACAAAGUGAGGGACUUACUUGGGAACUCAGUCCUCAAAAGCUCCACAAAGCCCUUCGAUAAUUCCAUCGGAGAUAGAUCAGUUUCGACAACCGCUGAGAACAUAUCUAAAAGUAGAGAAGUGACCGGUGGAAGAUUUGGAUCUGGAUCCGGAUGAGGAAAAAGGAGAGGUGAAUCUAAAUCCCGUGUUAACACUAACAGAGUCAUGACAGGAAGGAAAAGGAAGAAGGAAGAAAAGAAGAGGAGGGAGAAAGGAGAGAUUCUCGCCGGUGGGCGUGAGGCCUCACCGACAGCGGCACACAAAAGGGAAAACCCUAAAUCGAGAAACGAGAACCCUUCAAAAAAUCUGAAAACAUGUUAAAACUACAUUUUCAUGCCAAUUAAUUUUCUGGUUCGAUCAUUUCAUAUGGCUCUAUAACGGGGCUAUACACUAGAGUUUAGCACCAAAUUGAUGGAUUUUUAAAAGUUGACUAAAUAAUUUUAGUUGAAAUAGGAAGACCAUCGGGAAACUCGAAUCUAGAGAAAAGCUAUUGGCGUUCUCGAUAUUUCAAAUCUUCAGCUUCAAUAAUAUUUUAACUAUUUUUACGAUUCUAUAGAUAUGCGUACGUAUAUAUAUAUAUAUAUAUAUUAUAUAAAAUAAAUAAAAUAAUUUGAUGAUAGAUCCGAAAGAACAGAAACCGGAUUAGGG